UAAAGCAGCUUUCUUCAAUGUGUCCUCUAGGCGUGCCAAAUCCCAGGAUUGUGGCUAAAGAAUGUCAUCCAAUGCACCUGGGUUGCACCAAACUGGGAAACCACGUUUUAAAAAAAUCCGCCGGUUCCUGGCGCUCCUCAGGCUCCUUCCCGCACAGCAGCAAUCCUCCUACGCAUCUCCGCUAGCAUCCUUCUCCCAGCUUGCUUGACUGGCCGCGUUUCAAGUCCUUUCCAAGCGCCAAUCCUCACAGCAACACACGGCGGUUUCCUCACUUUCUUCUUUCGCUACUCAACCCUCGCUCCGCUCCGAGCAGCCGCCACUUCGGAAACUUUGAAGGCGGAGACCCAGCAGGGAACAGCAGAGAAGCCGCCUUUCUCGACCGGCUAGCCACUAGUGGCUUGGAUCAAGCAUUCAAUAAGGACGCUUCGUUUGCGCGGGCUUUUUGCAAGCCUUAAGGGCAAAAAUCAACAGCAAAGGGAAGCGCGGUUAGUUUGUCGCUCGGCGCUCCUUCGCCUCUAUAAAGUUUCGGGUUUCGCGGGCGGGAUCCUCCGUCGCCCAGUUGUACUUUAUUCUGCAUCGAGGCGCUCGAGCUUUGAGGCUGCUCUUUCGAGGACUUUGCCCGGGAUCUCUUUAUCUAGUCUAAGAAAAAGGCGGGUUCUUAGUUGAAGGAGACUCUAGUUCUUAUCCCUCGAGCUUAAACAAAAAAUAAAAAAAUCCGACAACGCCUGGCAUGUCCGAGGAGCGAGGGAAGACAGAAGCUCGAUCCUGAACUAUGCGAGCCCUGAACAUUACGCCGGAACAGUUCGCGCAGCUCUUGCGCGACAACAACGUAACCCGCGAGCAGUUCAUUGCGCUCUAUGGGCUCCAGCCGCUGGUCUACAUCCCGGAGCUACCCGAGCGCGCCAAGCUGGCCUUCACGCUCACUUGCGCGGCCAUCUUCGGCCUGGCGCUCUUCGGGAACUGCCUGGUGCUGUACGUGGUGGCCCGCCGCAAAGCCAUGCGGACCGUCACCAACAUCUUCAUCUGUUCGCUGGCCCUCAGCGACCUGCUCAUUGCUUUCUUCUGCGUCCCUUUCACUUUGCUGCAGAAUAUCUCCAAUAAUUGGCUGGGAGGUGCUUUUGCUUGCAAGAUGGUGCCAUUUGUGCAAUCUACUGCAAUAGUUACUGAGAUACUUACAAUGACUUGCAUUGCUCUAGAAAGGCAUAAUGGCAUUGUUCACCCUCUAAAAAUGAAAUGGCAGUAUACCCACAGAAGAGCAUAUACAGUGUUGGGCAUUGUUUGGCUGUUGGCUGCUGCUGUUGGUUCACCAAUGUGGCAUGUACAAAGAGUGGAGAAUAAAUAUGACUUCCUUUAUGAAAAGAAAUACGUUUGCUGCUUGGAAGAAUGGCCAAGUCCUGUCCACCAAAAAAUUUAUGCCACUUUCAUUUUGGUCAUUCUUUUCCUUCUCCCAUUGAUGCUAAUGCUAUUGCUUUAUAGCAAGAUUGGUUAUGAGCUCUGGAUUAAGAAAAGAGUUGGAGAUGCUUCUGUUCUCAGGAGCAUUCAUGCAAGUGAGAUGUCUAAAAUUUCUCGAAAGAAGAAGCGAGCAAUCGUGAUGAUGGUGACUGUUGUGGUUUUGUUUGCUAUUUGUUGGACACCCUUCCAUGUAAUGCACAUGUUAAUAGAAUACAGUAAUUUUGAAAGAGAAUAUGAUGAUGUCACUAUUAAGAUGAUAUUUGGAAUUGUCCAGGUAAUUGGAUUUGCUAAUUCCAUUUGCAAUCCAAUUGUAUAUGCCUUUAUGAAUGAAAACUUCAAGAAGAACUUCCUUUCUGCAAUUUGCUUUUGCAUUAUGAAAGAAAACUUGUCUUCAUUCAGACAACAUAAAAACUUGAAAGUCACAACGAUGCAGCAUGAGGAGGGGGCCUGUAGAAGAGAGUUGGUCUCCCUGGAAGAGACUAGAAGAGGAGCAUUCAGUGAAGGGAACAUUGAAGUAAAAUUCUGUGAUCGAUCCUUUCCUAAGAAGACCUCUAGAAGACAGCUGGCUUUGUUCUCAUCAGAAUUCACUGGGCACACUUCACUGGAAUCCUAGCAAAAAUGGCUCUUUGUGUUCCAAUGUUUGGCAAUGGUUUUUCAAGUAUUAUAUUUAAAAUGCUUUGCUUAAUAUACACAAUACGAAGAUGUUUUGCGUUUGCCUCAAUUGAGACUAGUAGCUACUAGGUUUAGAUAUGGUCAUCACUGCAGUAGGCAAACAGUCCACAGUAGUUUUUCCAUUUGUUUUUUUUUUAAAGUUUUAUGUUGCUUUUUCUGUUUUAUUAUGUCUUUUUAGUAUAAGAAAUUAAUCCUUGCCCUGCCAGAUGAACUGUGUUUAGACUAUUUGCCAAUCAGUGUAAUAGCAAAAAAUCCCAAACAAACCUGUGAUCAUGAAUCACAUCCGUGCUAUUUGAUAUCCUAAUAAUCAGUAUUUGGUUAUUUUUUUAAAAUAAUGUCUCCAACCUGAAUAACAAGGGAAAAAACCCUAGAAACUUAUUUUCUACAGGAGUGCAGAGUAAGUUUUGAGAAGCAUUUCUGACAGAGAAAGCAACCCAAAACCAAUUCAGAAAUCAUUUUUUGAUUUCAGAGGAUUUGAAAACCAGCUAUUAAGUAAACAUAACAACAUAGUUGACACAGUGGAGCCAGUGUUAACUGAUAAGAAAUAUAGCCCUACUGCCUAUGAAUAGGACUGGCUUUCCAAGACACAGAACAACACUGCUUAAAAGCAAUUUAGGAUUUGUCAUGGCAGAUUUUCUUACCAAGUUAGAUGGAAAAUAGUUUUUACAUUUCUCCAAAGGAACUUGCAGUGAUCAGCACAUACAGGCUACUAUGCAGCAAAGUUACCAACUCCCCUUCAGUGUUUAAUUACAUCUAUUGGGAUAAUUAUCUUAGAAUUGUUAUUUCACCCACAAGUAAGUGCUGGAGAAGCAGGAAGCUUUGCAUGUGUUACAGAAUGUAAAGGCAGCCUGCCAGCACAGCAAGUCCGCUUCUACUAUAUGAUGCAUAGACAAAAGACUAAUGUACAAAUAUCUUAAAACUGAAUUCUGAUUUCAAAAUAUCCACCAGCUACUUUGUUUCAUUUUGUUAUAAAUUUGUUGCAAAACAAGUAUAAGGCAACAAGUAACGAUAUAGACAUAGACAUGGACACAUAAAAAAAAAUUGGCACAAAUAAAAGGAUAUAAAUAGGCAAAACAUAGCCAUAAACACAUAGAAUGAUUACAUAUAAAUGGGAACAGGAGGACAGGGACGGUAGGCACGCUGGUGUGCUUAUGCACGCCCCCUUAGGGACCUCUUAAGAAAAAUGAAAGGUCCACGGUAGACAGUUUAAGGUAAAAGGUAUGGGAUUAGAGAGUCUAAGAACAGGAUCAGGUAGAGUGUUCCGGACAUUUACUACUCUAUUGCAGAAGUCAUAUUUCCUAGAAUCAAGAUUAAAGUGAUUAACAUUGAGUUUGAAUCUAUUGAUAGCCCUUGUGUUAUUAUGGUUGAAAUGUUAGCACACUUGUUUUUACAAGCUAGAGACAUGAACCAUCAUAAGGGCCUUUGGACAUCAAAAGCACAUAAUUCCUGUUUUAUAUGUUGUCCAAUGACCAUUCAGUAGAGCUUCUGCUCGUUACUUUAUGGAAGUAGCAUUAGUGAGUUAUAGUUUGUACUUACUAGAUGAAAUUGCAGCUGAAUAAUUUGCAGCCCUGUUUCUCUGGCUCUUUAGUCAUUAGUGUAAUCCAAGAUUUGUUGACAACAAUCUCUAGAUUUAUUUUCUUUAUUGGAUUUAUGUGAUGCUGUCUUGUCUAGCGAUGAGGAGUAGCUAGAUAUGUAAAUAAACACACUGUAAAUAUAUAGCACUUAUUUAUAAACUAUUUAAUUUUUCUGCCUUUGUUUAGCAUCUAGACUUAUUACUAAUUUGGGUACAUUCAAACUUAGUUAUUUUGUAACUUUUUAUUUUAAAGAUGCUAAAAGUAUAAACAGAUCUUUUGCUUGGUCAGCACAGCACUUUUCUUUUUGUAUUAAUAAUACUGCUCUACUAUUUUUGAUCCCCGUCUUUGCUUACUGGAGCAAAACAAAGUUUGUAACUUUUUUUCAGUGAGAAAAUGGCACCUUCCUGGCUUAACUAGAAAGCCUAAUGAAACAUUUAACUUUAUCUAUUACAUUCUGAAAGGUUUCUAAAGCCAAAAUUACAGCUAAAAUAUUUGUAAAAAAUAUUAUCAAUGUAUAUAUAAUUUUAAAAAUAAUAAAAUAGAAAUUUAUCCUUAAUUUAUCAUUUCCUUCCUCCUUGUGAAUGGCACUGCUACUAUAUUUUAAAAGUAAUCAACAGUUCUAAAAAUUUUUGAGAUACUUUCUACAAAACUAGUGAUAGAAUCUAAAUAUGUCCUGAAUUUUUAACUAUUCGAUACAGGGAAAGGUUAUCAUGGAGAUACUGGUUUUAUCACAGAAUGAGUACAAUCCCUUUUCUAUUUUUUAAAUUCACGAUAAGUUGGUGAUAUGGAAAUUUAAUUUCUAUAUUAUAGGUAUUUUCCCCUGAGGAUACAAUAGAUAGAAGACUUUAAGACCUGCAUCUCAAACAAAUCCAUGACAUGCAUUCAUUAGAGUUGAGCAAGCCUAGAAUCCCAAUUGAACAUAUUAAAAGUAUGGAAAGUGCUCUAGUGUGCAUAAAUUUAGGUAUCCUUAGUCUGCAUUAAGCAUACUUAGUUUAUUGCAGAAUGCUUUGGCAUUGUAAUGAACCUAGUAAACAGUAUAGAUGAAGCAGGAUGUCUCCACUGGUUGAAGGAACAUCCUUUCCUUCAUAUGUGUAAGAAAUCUGAAACUUCAAUAGAAAAGCUGAUGGAAAUAUAAAAACGAAGAAUAGCUUUUUUUCUGAUCUCACUGAAUAUUCAGAAACUGGAUGUAGUUAUGAGCAUAAUGGAAAUUGAUUCUUUAUCUCCAUUAUUAGUAACAUCAAUAUGUUGCUGAAACGCUACUUAAUAAGGAUAGGAUAUCAAGUUGACCAAUAGGAAACUAAUAUAUUCUGUCAUGUAUUUUAAGCUAAAUUAUUGAUACAUAGCAAUACAUGGUAAUGA
Pantherophis guttatus is the source of this 5057-nucleotide messenger RNA. RefSeq names its product pyroglutamylated RFamide peptide receptor (gene QRFPR). The record is from RefSeq and is a predicted model, not a curated record. Lineage: Eukaryota; Metazoa; Chordata; Lepidosauria; Squamata; Colubridae. Gene Ontology annotation, cellular component: plasma membrane. Gene Ontology annotation, biological process: G protein-coupled receptor signaling pathway. Gene Ontology annotation, molecular function: neuropeptide Y receptor activity.